AUGGUUACUUUGACAUUGUUGUGUCCCGUGUUGCUGCAUGCUGUUGGUGUUCUUGGGUUUCCGGUGACUCUAAAGCUGGAAAGAUCGUUUCCCACCAACCAUGGCGUUGAGUUGAAACAACAUACGAAAAGAGAUGGUUUAAGACACCGUAGAAUACUACACAAGUAUUCUUAUCCAAAUGUGGUUGUUGGAUUUGGAGUAUUAGGAACGUACGAUCCUUUUGAUGUUGGGGAUGUACAACAACUUUUGUUUCAUAAACAUAAAAUCUGGGACAAAAAUAGUCGGGGGUAUUUUGGGAAAAACUGCCAUAUUUUAAGUUCUUUGUAUUUGUUUAGGAUUCUAUUUGUCAAUAACCGUAUUGCAUUAGGUUUCUUUCAUGAUUAG
This is a messenger RNA of Lactuca saligna, 384 nucleotides long. The record is from the annotation of a GenBank genome assembly. Lineage: Eukaryota; Viridiplantae; Streptophyta; Magnoliopsida; Asterales; Asteraceae.